GCUUGUGCUCACUCUGUCAUCGUCACGCUCAGGACAAACAAACAGGAGAGCCUCCACGCCAUCCGACUACCUGUCCCACUAGGCCAAGUCUCACCUGACCCCUGCCGGCCCCCCGGGCCAGAAAAGGAGGAAAGAGUAGAGAUUAACCCCGGGGAAGCAGAUCAGGAGGAGAAGAAGUCUUAGUGCUGGCUAGUGAAAAUGCUCCUGUGGGUCGCCUUGCUGAUGUCCCACUGUUGUUUAGGUCUGAAUGCAGCUGCAGCAGACAGCACGGCAUUGGAGAGGAUAGAGAAAUGUGGCACCAGCUGUUCUCAGGGCCUUCAGUGCAAGACCAAGCCUGACAAUUGGUUUUAUCCUCUGUGUCAGAACCCCGCUGAAGGUCUGAACCAUUCCUCUGUGUUCCACAACAUCAGCUUCUCCACCGUCAUGCGCUGUGAGGGGCGGCAGAAAUGCUCGCUACACCUCAGAAUCAAGAUCGCCUUUAAACUUACAGAGUCCAUCCAGGGUUUGUCCAUCUGCGUCGCCACCGGCGGGAUGAUGGCCAACUGCCGAACGCUCAGCUUCAGAAAAGAGUCGAGACACAGGCUCUCCGGGCUGCAGGUGGAAGUUGAAAAUGAUUGCACUGACAUUUCUCCAGGCCAACGUGUGCACGUAACAGUGAAAACUGUGCCGAGCUACUGCGGUGUCACCUGGACCGGCUCCUAUGGCGCUCCAGAAUGCAGCAGUGAAGAUUUGCGCAGACAUAUCCCAGAAUGCAUCACUGGGAGACUAUCAUAUGUGGUAAACCCACAGAGGAAAGAGCUGAGUGUCAGUGUGUCAGACAUGUUGGAAGAUCAAGACUACCACCUCCGUCUGUGCCACAAGGAUUUCAUCUGCGUUGGCACAGGGGCAUACACACUGAUAAAGAAGGGGGAACGUGUAAAGAGCGCCAACCUCCCAUUCUCCCGACCUCUGCCCUGCCUCUGCAUCGAGGGAUGGUCAGCUGUGAUGGAUGCCUCGAGAGUCCAGGUCUGCCCGUUCAAACACCGUCUCGAGGAGCUGUGGUCUGGAAUUCUCUUUGACCCGCUUGAGGAGACGCUAUCAUGGAAGCUCGCCUGUCCCGUGACGGCUGUGGUUGUGUUGUGUCAGAAAAAAGAGGACGGCGUCUGUGUGGAUCUGCCUCAGGCCUCACAGAAUGUGAGCAGAGAAAAGAUCACAUUUACUAAAGUGGAUCCACACCCUCAUCUGUGCAUGAAGUUCACUGCAGGCCACCAGUCCUGGACCAGGUGCCCUUUUGCUGAUGCUAGAUUCCAAGCAUGGAAGGUGGUUGCGACAAGACAACAGGGCCAGGAAGACGUGAAGAUGUUGUCACAGAUCACCGCAACGUUUUCUGUGGGGCUGUGUGUGAGGUCUGAAGGCUCCACUGUGUGCCAGAUCACCGACACACACAUCAUGCACGUGGAGAAACAUAAAGAGGUUGGCUUGAACAUGGCAGGGGAACAAUGCAACUCUUGUCUCAAGGUGAAGAGGCUCGAUGUGAAUUUUUCUGCCACAGUCAUUCACUGUCUUGAGCGAUGCAAUCAAACACGGCCCUUCAGACCUGUCUUCUCCAGGCAAGCCUCUUGGGACCUGACUUGGGUCAUUUUACCUGCGGCCUUCUGCCUCUCUGGCAUCAUCAUUUUCACUCUGGCACUCCACGUACUGUUAAGCGUGUACCAGAGGAGGAAACGAAAAAUAAAUGGAGGCUGCGUCUCUGAAAAGAGAACAGAUCCCGCUUCUGACUGUGUCGUCGCUGUAUUACAAAGUCAACCUGCUCUCCAUGGGGUGUUCCUCAUUCCCGACUCCCCACAGUGUGGGAACACUGAGAAGGCCAACUUAAUCUCCCACUGACCAGAGAAUGACGCUCCGCUCAAAGGCAUUACUUGUAAUGUGCAGAAAGAAACUGUAAAGUUGUUACACAGACCCAAGGAUUUCUCUGUUGAAUGCAGCGUAAAAGGUUGGAGAGAUAUUUCAAAUAUUAUGUUAGUUAUUUUGCUGCUUAGUAUGCUCGUUAUAGUUAAUGGCUGUUGUUUAUGUAAUAUGUUAGGUGUUGUCUGUUUGGGUGAAAGUUAAUGUGUAUAUUGCUGUUUCUUUCAAGUUAAAAUAAUUAUCCAGCUAAAUGGUCCGUUUUCAUUCUUAUUCUUCUUAUUAUUUAAAUAUAUAUUUUCAAUAAAAAAAAGAAGCAAAAUAUGAAAUAAAACCUGCUGAUUUCUUUAACAAUCU
Cyclopterus lumpus (lumpfish) is the source of this 2238-nucleotide messenger RNA. It is a transcript of the gene il17rel, whose product is annotated as interleukin 17 receptor E-like. The record is from RefSeq and is a predicted model, not a curated record. Lineage: Eukaryota; Metazoa; Chordata; Actinopteri; Perciformes; Cyclopteridae. Bases 199 to 1866 code for a protein of 555 amino acids. Gene Ontology annotation, molecular function: interleukin-17 receptor activity. The transcript is spliced from 18 exons.